ACCUCGGGCGCGGUGCAUCGUGGGAAAACCACCAUAUUAGGCGGAAAGUCGAGUUAACCCACACGCGGCUGUUCUUUCGGCACAAUUAUUAACCUGAAAUGGCCCGAUCGUGUUGUGUGAGAGGCUGCCAGUCCCGGCAUGGCAGAUCGGGGGACGAAGGAAUCCGUUUUUUUCCGUUUUCCAACCUGGAAACGAUCACACGGACCUCAAUUGGAGGAAAUAACAAAGAGACGUCGCAUGGCCUGGCUUUCAGCAGUGAGGAGAAAGGAUCUCAUUUUCAACAAAACAUUCCCCCACAUGUGUGUUUGUUCUCGGCACUUUCAUAAAGGUGAGCCAGCUUAUGAGAUGAUGGAGAGUGACCCAGACUGGGCCCCAUCCUUACAUCUUGGACACACGUUUAUCAAACCAACAGACCCUGGUCGCUCUGCCAGACGAAGGGCACGGGAGCAGACACGGAAACAGACCCUUCAGUCAGCAGAGACAGGCAUACACCAGGAUGUAAACACUGACGGGCUACAGACCGAGGAGACAUGUGAUGCUGAAGAAGGAAAUGGUCAGCUGGAGGUUGGAAAGGAUGGAGAAAAAAACCCUCAGCAGGAGAUCAGAGAGGAUGGAGAAGAAAACCAAGAACACCCUCAGCAGGCGAUUGGAGAAGAAAACCCUCAGCUGAUCACAAACAAGGAGGUGCAGAACCCCACUGAAACUGUGACUCAGCCUGAAUGUGACCUGUGUGUGCUCAGGCGUGCAGAGGUCAACCGCCUGACAGAAGAGAAUAUAGAACUGCGACGCAAACUUAAUGAGAACAUGAUAUCCGAUAGUUUCUUUGGAGCUGAUGAUGAAAAAGUAAAGUAUUACACUGGUCUGCCAAACCUUGCAACCUUCCUGGCGGUCUUUAAUUUUUUAUUGCCACUCAUGUCAUAUCAAAAGAAAUGUCUUACUCCUUUUCAGAUGCUCCUAUUCACACUCAUGCGCUUAAGAUUGGAUUUGCCUCUGCAGCACCUUGCUUAUCUGUUUCAUAUUUCUCCUAGGACUGCACAAAGAACAUUUCAUGAUAUGGUUUCAUGUCUUUAUGCAAAUUUGAGGUGUGCUAUUAUAUGGCCAGACAGAGACACUCUCCGCAAAGUAAUGCCACAUCAGUUCAAGGAGGCCUUUGGAAACAGAGUAGCAGUGAUUAUUGACUGCUUUGAGAUAUUUACAGAAAAACCAUCAAACCUAAAAGCGCGUGCCCAAAUGUUCUCCAGCUACAAGCACAAUCACACCAUGAAAUAUUUAAUAGGUGUGACACCCAAAGGAGCCAUUUGUUUUUUGUCCAAAGGCUGGGGAGGUCGUACAAGCGACAAACACAUCACGCUGAACAGUGGCUUCCUUGACAAUUUGUUGCCUGGGGACCUGGUCUUGGCUGACAGAGGUUUUGACAUACAGGAGUGUGUGGGCAUGCUGUGUGCUGAAGUUAAACUCCCAGCAUUCACCAAAGGCCACUGUCAGAUCAGAGCUGUCUGUCAGCGGUGCUCGUUGUGCAUCACGUGUGAAGAAGUGGCUGACCAGUUCAGGGAGACACACACGCUCAAAGAACUGCUGUGCCUUUUCAAGGAGUGCAUUCCACAGCUUGGGGUCAGGUGCCACACGUAA
Cyprinodon tularosa is the source of this 1629-nucleotide messenger RNA. RefSeq lists its product as uncharacterized. The coding region runs from base 139 to 1629 and encodes 496 amino acids. NCBI's taxonomy places the organism in Eukaryota, Metazoa, Chordata, Actinopteri, Cyprinodontiformes, Cyprinodontidae. The transcript has 3 exons. The record is from RefSeq and is a predicted model, not a curated record.